Guillardia theta CCMP2712 is the source of this 1287-nucleotide messenger RNA. RefSeq lists its product as hypothetical. The record is from RefSeq and is a predicted model, not a curated record. The transcript has 2 exons. Bases 1 to 1287 code for a protein of 428 amino acids. NCBI's taxonomy places the organism in Eukaryota, Cryptophyceae, Pyrenomonadales, Geminigeraceae.
AUGGCAAGGCGGGAGCGGCGGGGAGAUCGGGCGGGGAGAACCACCGCAGGCGUCCUGCAUCGGCCAUUAUUUAAGCUUGCGGGGUUGGAGAGAGGGAAAGUAGUCGCGCGCAUGUCCAGGAGACCGCCCGCGGACACAUUCGACAGCGUCUACUCGCAGCCCGGCCCCAGUCCGGCGAAUGUUUCAGCCCCCAUCCGUCCCACCGCCGCCCAGCGGUUCGGCUCCCCGCACCCCAACUUCAUGGCGUACAACUCCCCGUUCCAGGCGGCUCCUAAAGAGCAGAGCUUCGCGGGGGUGUCUGCGCUGGUGGACUUCCGGGAUGGCAUCCAGAUCGUCGAGGACGAGGCCGAGCUUGACAGGGAUGUCAGCUCUGACUUCCUGCAGAGGAACGGCCGCAGGGGUGUUUCUUCCAGGGGCAUCGCUAGCAAGUACCAUGAUGACGACGACGAGACUGCGGAGGCGGAGGAGGAGACGGUGAGCGCCUCCGCGGAGGAUGUCCGCAGCAUGGUGGAGGAGAACCUCCGCCGGAACUGCAAGUCCCGCUAUUCUUCCCUGUCCGCGCUGGCCGGAAGAUCCGGCGAUUCUUCUUUGAAGUCCUCCUCCGAGGGGAAGCUUGACAAGAAGGCGGACCAUGAUGACAUCCUGAAGAACGUCCGCGAGAGCCUGAAGGAGAUCCGGUUGAAGCUGUCCGGCGAAACUCCCGGGGGUUUAAAGGAUAAGGCGCCGCUGCUCUUCUACCGCGCCCAGCCGCAGGACCACUGGAUCAACCGCCUCGUGUCCUGGCUGGACCCGCCGUACGUCCACGUGGAGCUGAGGUUCGAGGAUGGGAUGGCGUCGUCGAUCUUCGCUGGCGAGGUCCUCUUCUUCCGCCCCCGCAGCUUCGCCAACCCGCACUACCACAUCGAGACCCUCACCGCGGAGGAGAGGGGGUAUCAGGAGAUGUACCUCUACUGCCAGCGCCGGGCGGCCCAGAAUGUCAGGUUCGACAACCUCGGCCUUCUCCUCGCCGCGCUGCCUUUGUACACCCGGACCCCGAUCGACCGUACCUUCUGCAGCCGCCACGUCGUCGAGACCCUCCAGAUGGGGAACGUGCCGGAGUUUUUGCUGCUAUCUCCCCACCGCACCACCCCGACGAUGAUCUUCAAGGCCGCGAGGAACUCCGGCAGGACGUUCUUCUCCAGCGUCCCGUUCAAGAUCAGCAUGCUGGAGAGGAGCCAGGCGGACCGCCCCAGGACAAAGGAGAGGACGUCGGAGGGGGUGGUGGAGGCGGUCACCUUCAGGCGAUAG